UCCAAUGUAGUGCUUGCAGACUGCGAGUGCGGAUACUCACUAAACAGUACCAGCGAUCCUGAGUUUGCCGUGUUCACCGAUCUCAUGGAGAAUGACUUCCUCCACACUGUCGUAGAAAACUUGACAACGAUCGGAUGGCAACCGCAAGUAUACCAGAUGGACGUUGGAGAGGCACGAGGGAGCUACGGAAAGAACUUCACCCUCAACAACGUCGAGGCGAAUCCUUUGAAGAACAAGUUUGACUGGUCCGGCGAGGCGGAGAAUGGAGGCGAUGCAGGCAUGCGACUGUGGGCUCGAAACGACUACUCCUCAGGUUACUUGGGCGCCGCGGAGGUUGUUUCCGUCCGAAAUGAUCAGAGAUAUGGUAGCUUCCGAGCCAGCAUGAAACUUGCAACGGCAGACUCGGGAACCUGUGGAGGAUUCUUCUGGUUCUUCAACGAUUCUCAAGAGAUCGACAUGGAAUUCCUAUCGAGAGAAUUCAAUCAAUCAGAAGGCGCUGUCAAUCUCGUGCUCCAUACGAUAGAGUCGGUCGCAGACGGGUACGACGCCUCGGGAACCCCCCAAUAUAAAGUUGCGCAUCUACCAUUUCGACCAGACGAUAAGUACCACGAAUACCGAUUCGAUUGGGUCCCGGGAAGAGUUGUCUUCUAUAUUGAUGGCGAGUUCCUCUGGAAGAUGGAGGGCCACGGUGUUCCAGAGACUCCUGGUCGUUUGUACCUCAAUCACUGGAGUAACGGGGAUGCAAGGUGGUCUGGAGGCCCACCACCCCGAGACGAAUCCAUGACGAUUUCCUAUAUCAAGGCUUACUUCAACUCUACCGACGAGGAACGUAACGAUAAGUACAAAGAGCGCUGUGAGAGCUUCAACGCCAGCCAAGUGUGCACUAUUCCCGAGCAAAUGGGAGCUCCUGAUUUAGGAGGAGACAGCGGCAAUCAGACUGCAAGGACCUACUUCUUCACCCAAGAGAAAGACAAAGCUCCAGGCCAGAUUAUCGCUCAUACUAACAACAACCCCUACAGCGGCGCGGCCAGGCCGUCUACUACAAUAUUCGCGUCAGUAAUGGUUGUCCUGUUCAGCUGCUUUCUGGUACUGUAG
Aaosphaeria arxii CBS 175.79 is the source of this 1095-nucleotide messenger RNA. Its product is annotated as glycoside hydrolase family 16 protein. The annotation marks the transcript as partial. The record is from RefSeq and is a predicted model, not a curated record. Lineage: Eukaryota; Fungi; Ascomycota; Dothideomycetes; Pleosporales. Gene Ontology annotation, molecular function: hydrolase activity, hydrolyzing O-glycosyl compounds. Gene Ontology annotation, biological process: carbohydrate metabolic process. The transcript is spliced from 2 exons.